CACGUUCACAAUCUCAAAGAGACAGUGAACUCGACAAUUAGUCACUCGCCAAAAUGGGACUGAUCGAUAAACUCCAAGCCAAACUCGAGCUGUACCGCCUCGAGCAGCGCUACGCCCGCCGCAAGCACCGUACCACCUUCUCCACGGGCGCUACAUACGUCGACGGCGAAUACGUCUUCACCGGCGCCAACUCACCCACCAGCACCGUCUCCAAACAAUCAACCGGCAGCUGGCGUCCCUCGAUCGGACGCAGCGGAUCGUCAGAAUCGCGCUUCCGGUGA
Penicillium cinerascens is the source of this 281-nucleotide messenger RNA. RefSeq lists its product as uncharacterized. NCBI's taxonomy places the organism in Eukaryota, Fungi, Ascomycota, Eurotiomycetes, Eurotiales, Aspergillaceae. The transcript is spliced from 2 exons. The coding region runs from base 54 to 281 and encodes 75 amino acids. The record is from RefSeq and is a predicted model, not a curated record.